Schistocerca serialis cubense is the source of this 1410-nucleotide messenger RNA. RefSeq lists its product as uncharacterized. The transcript has 3 exons. NCBI's taxonomy places the organism in Eukaryota, Metazoa, Arthropoda, Insecta, Orthoptera, Acrididae. The coding region runs from base 1 to 1410 and encodes 469 amino acids. The record is from RefSeq and is a predicted model, not a curated record.
AUGUCGGUGGCUGGUAGUCCAGCUGUGGAGACGGCGCAGCCCCAGAAGUGCGACCUGAGCCGAGGUGGCUGUCCUGCGCUGUCCUUCCGCGGCGCGUCCUUGGCCCGGAGCAGGCGGCCGCCGACACAGGAGGACGGGCCGUUGCCGGAGAACAAAAAGGCGUCAUUAGGGGGCCGGCCUGUGCCCUACAUGCGGCGCGCCGGCAGCCGACACUGGCGCAGCCGCCGCUGCCGCUCCAGCCAGGGGCAGAGGCAGAGGCACGUGUGUGACGCAAUGCGCGCCGCGACCCGCGACAUUUCUCCGGCAGCCUGCAGCCUGCAGCCGCAGCCGGCCACGGCGCACGGAGGCAGCGGUGCGUGGCACAGACAACAGGGGAGGGGGGCGGCGGAAGAGCGGUGGGGGCGGCGGAAGAGCGGUGGGGGCGGCGGAAGAGCGGUGGGGGCGGCGGAAGAGCGGUGGGGGCGGCGGAAGAGCGGUGGGGGCGGCGGAAGAGCGGUGGGGGCGGCGGAAGAGCGGUGGGGGCGGCGGAAGAGCGGUGGGGGCGGCGGAAGAGCGGUGGGGGCGGCGGAAGAGCGGUGGGGGCGGCGGAAGAGCGGUGGGGGCGGCGGAAGAGCGGUGGGGGCGGCGGAAGAGCGGUGGGGGCGGCGGAAGAGCGGUGGGGGCGGCGGAAGAGCGGUGGGGGCGGCGGAAGAGCGGUGGGGGCGGCGGAAGAGCGGUGGGGGCGGCGGAAGAGCGGUGGGGGCGGCGGAAGAGCGGUGGGGGCGGCGGAAGAGCGGUGGGGGCGGCGGAAGAGCGGUGGGGCGGCGGAAGAGCGGUGGGGCGGCGGAAGAGUGGUGGUGGGGGCGGCGGAAGAGUGGUGGUGGGGGCGGCGGAAGAGUGGUGGUGGGGGCGGCGGAAGAGUGGUGGUGGGGGCGGCGGAAGAGUGGUGGUGGGGGCGGCGGAAGAGUGGUGGUGGGGGCGGCGGAAGAGUGGUGGUGGGGGCGGCGGAAGAGUGGUGGUGGGGGCGGCGGAAGAGUGGUGGUGGGGGCGGCGGAAGAGUGGUGGUGGGGGCGGCGGAAGAGUGGUGGUGGGGGCGGCGGAAGAGUGGUGGGGGCGGCGGAAGAGUGGUGGUGGGGGCGGCGGAAGAGUGGUGGUGGGGGCGGCGGAAGAGUGGUGGGGGCGGCGGAAGAGAGGUGGGGCGGCGGAAGAGAGGUGGGGCGGCGGAAGAGAGGUGGGGCGGCGGAAGAGAGGUGGGGCGGCGGAAGAGAGGUGGGGCGGCGGAAGAGAGGUGGGGCGGCGGAAGAGAGGUGGGGCGGCGGAAGAGAGGUGGGGCGGCGGAAGAGAGGUGGGGCGGCGGAAGAGAGGUGGGGCGGCGGAAGAGAGGUGGGGGGGAAGAGAGGAGGGUUGGGGGAGAUGGGGGAGAGUGGUUAG